This is a messenger RNA of Solanum tuberosum (potato), 579 nucleotides long. RefSeq lists its product as uncharacterized. Lineage: Eukaryota; Viridiplantae; Streptophyta; Magnoliopsida; Solanales; Solanaceae. The record is from RefSeq and is a predicted model, not a curated record. The transcript is spliced from 3 exons. Bases 1 to 579 code for a protein of 192 amino acids.
AUGACUAAUGAUACUACCAAUAUUGCUACUAAUACUACUGAUGCCCCAAUUGAUUCGUCCAGUCCAUUGUAUAUACAUCCAUCUGAUAAUCCGGGUGCAAUGCUUGUACCAAAUACUUUUGAUGGAACUGGUUAUAGAUCAUGGAGAAGAGGUGUACUACGUUCUUUGUCAGUAAAGAACAAGCUUGGAUUCAUCAAUGGCAAGUGCGAGAAGCCGACCACUGAACUCUGGAGGGAAUUGAAGGAUCGAUAUGAUCAAACCAAUGGUGCGAAGCUAUAUCAAAUUCAAAAGGAAAUCAAUGAUUUGUCACAGGGAAUUUUGGACAUAACUGUACGAGGCAACAUUUUGAUGAUGAAUCCAUUACCCUCUUUGCCACAAACCUUUUCAUUGCUGGUCCAGGAUGAAAGGCAAAGAGAAAUCAGACCUGGUAACCAACUAGGCACUGCCUCCACAUCUCUUAGUGCUAGUGUUUCAAGAUCUGGGGGAUAUAAUGCAAACAAUGGUACUGUUUCUAGGCCAAGUUAUGAUGCAUCUGGGGUGGAAGUGGUUUUAGAACCAAUUAUUCUUCAAAUCCUCUAA